AUGAGUUUCGACGCGCCGUUUUUGCGGCAAUCUCUGUUGGACGCGGCGGUGGAGGGGGAUUUGGAUGCCGUGGUGCAUACUCUGGACGAAGGGGGGGCGUCCAUCGCCAAUUUGAUCGACAGUGUCGACGCUGCGACGGGGUUGACGGCGUUGCACCACAGUUGCAUGCGCGGGUUUGUCGAGAUCGUGUGCUAUUUGGUUCGCCAUGGUGCCGCCGUGGGCAUUUGUGAUCAUUUUCGCAAGACCCCCCUCCAUCAUGCAUGCCACUUUGGCUUUACCGAGGUCGUGUACGUGCUGUUAGACUGUGUCCGAGUAAAUGUCGAAAAGCUCUACUACAUGAAUGAGGCUAAGUUGACGUGUUUGCAAACCGCGGCAGCACGAGGACAUGUCACCAUAGUUCGGCUCUUGUUGUUGCAUGGAGAUGUUGUCGGUGGCGUGAAUACCGAGGGCGAAACUGCACUUCACCUUGCAGCUCAAUACGACCAAGUUGAAGCUGCCAAGUUGCUCGUGUCGUGUGGAGCCAACAUCCAGCACGCAACGUUCGCUACCGGAGACACUCCCCUGCACUAUGCCUGUCGCACAGGUGCCAUCCAAGUGGCCGUGUUCCUGGUUAGCCUGGGCCAGUCGGUUCACGACCUCAAUACGGAUGUUGUGGCCCAAAGCGCUCUGCAGUUGGCCAGACAGCAAGGACAUUCCGUGCUUGCAAAUGCGAUUUUGGAGGAAUCCAAGAACGUCCGUGAAACAAGAAGUCGCCGCGACACGGCAAUCCACAACGAGUCCUUGGCGUGCUUCAUGUCGGCCAAAAAAGCGUACUUGGACUCGAAAGCCAGCGUCAAGGCCAUGCAAGUACAAGUCGUGCGCCAGCGAAAACUCGAAGAGAUGGAGGCAAUCCGAGCGUAUUUGAAAGCCAUUCGAAAUGGUGAGGCCGACGAACAUGCCAGCACCGCGUUGGCCGCGUUUCCACGAUUGCAAUAGACGCAUUCAUACCGAGGGUUAAUCGAUAAUCGUUU
Messenger RNA from Aphanomyces astaci, 1010 nucleotides. RefSeq lists its product as hypothetical. The coding region runs from base 1 to 975 and encodes 324 amino acids. Gene Ontology annotation, molecular function: protein binding. The record is from RefSeq and is a predicted model, not a curated record. The transcript is spliced from 9 exons. NCBI's taxonomy places the organism in Eukaryota, Oomycota, Saprolegniomycetes, Saprolegniales, Verrucalvaceae.